CACGUUGAUUGCACAUUGACACGAGCCCUCCAAAAUCCAAAACUAGGGAACAAAACUUGCUCGUCGCUGAACAUUGAAUUUGUGUCCGACCCACGCAAACACUGACACAACAGUGAUGGCCGCUAGGCAUUUUCUGCUUCACCGCCUUCGGCUCCGUAGCUUCCAAGGCUUGCCGGUGGCGCCGCCUCAGGGCCACCGUCUGUUGUGCAGUGCCACCUUAUCACCGGAAGAAGCUACCGAGAACGCAUCAGGCGGGACCCACACCCGCAGUUCCGACGUCGAGGUGGAUGAUCCGGAAUGGAGGGACAAAGAGGAGAAGAUUGUGAGAGACAUUGAACCGAUAGUUAAGCUAACCAGACAUAUUCUCUUCUCACCAAGGUACAAGAAUGGGGAACUAUUGACUAUGGAGGAUGAAAGAGCCAUAACAGAAAACGUUCUUAUUUAUCAUCCAGAUUAUGAAGAUAAAAUCGGAAGUGGCUUGUGGGCCAUUAUGUGUUUACCAUGAAAACAGAUUGGAAGAUCCAAGAAAUAGUUUGUUUGUAAUUAGUUGAUCAGCAUCCUGUAUAUCUAUUUCCAAGGUGCCUUUUUGUGGUAAGAACUGACUGUAGCUGGAUCGACUUCUCCUAUCGGGUGUGCCUUGAAGAAUACAUUAAAAAUAAGUACCAAAUAAGUGCAGAAAGGUUUGUUAAUAAAAGGUUUCUUAAAGAUCUUACUAAACGAUGGGGUAUUGGUACUUAUAAUUUGUGAAGUAAAUGGUAGAAGUGACAAUUGGCUGGGAUGUGUAGCUUAUUUCUGAAGGGAGUGUAGAAAAUUAUUGAAGUUAGCUUGCAUAACACUUGUCUUUGUAAAAGUUCAUGAUUAGGUAAACUCGCAGACUGUAAGGAAUAAUGUUUUAUGGAUUGACUGCCUUUAGUAUAGUUACAGUUUUACUAGGAUUCA
This is a messenger RNA of Vigna angularis (adzuki bean), 939 nucleotides long. Its product is annotated as protein DCL homolog, chloroplastic. Gene Ontology annotation, cellular component: chloroplast. NCBI's taxonomy places the organism in Eukaryota, Viridiplantae, Streptophyta, Magnoliopsida, Fabales, Fabaceae. The record is from RefSeq and is a predicted model, not a curated record. Gene Ontology annotation, biological process: chloroplast organization; chloroplast rRNA processing. The transcript has 4 exons. Bases 116 to 505 code for a protein of 129 amino acids.